Molecule: messenger RNA, 2389 nt
Organism: Mucor mucedo
Lineage: Eukaryota; Fungi; Mucoromycota; Mucoromycetes; Mucorales; Mucoraceae
Exons: 12
Coding region: 28-2295 (755 amino acids)
Biological process (GO): ubiquitin-dependent protein catabolic process
Cellular component (GO): anaphase-promoting complex
Molecular function (GO): ubiquitin protein ligase binding
Source: RefSeq, a predicted model, not a curated record
GUGUUUUGAUUCAGUACCUUUCCUACAAUGUUGUCGAUGUAUCAAUUCCCCAAACAGACGAGAGCAUUAGAUGCCAUAAAAAGAUUAAAAAUCUUUCUUGAGAUUCAGGGCAAUACUGAAAAAGAGCCUUUACCUACAAUGUCGAAAAUCGUAGACUAUUGCAUAAAAUACCCACGAUUAUUACGAAUUCGCGAUUCGCCACUGAAAGUUUUACACGAUCCUAGUUUGCCCUAUGUUGUGGUACAUGAUUGGUAUAUUGGCAUUGCUCUUGAUUAUCUGGAGGCCUCAGUUGUAGUAUUACUGGAACAAUGGGAAAAGGAUUUCAAGAAAAAGAGACAUGCACCAGAGCAGAUAUCGGAGCAGUUUGUGCGACUUGUGGAUGACAUUUAUAAAUGUUACGAACAUACCGGGCUUGCAUUGAAAAUGCCUUUUCCGGAAGGGAGUCCAUUGGGUGCAGCCGAAUUAAAAGACAAGGUGAAAUAUGCCAGUAUUGCAUUAAUCAAGGAUAAAACCACACAUUUCUUUACGGACACAACAAAAAGUUUUUACGAAGAAGGUCUAAAGACAAUCGAAAUUUUAUUCCGUGCGCGCCUCAAAACGGAAGAGAACCCAAGUUUUGCGUAUCUGUUUUCGCCUGGUGUGGCAAAAUACAAAGAUCAAGAACUCGAAUUUCAUGUUCAGUCUAUUUUGGAUUCGAAUUUACCUGGUUUAGUAGACGUAUUCAACUUGCCGGACGAUAUGCUGGAAGAUGCCUGUAACGAAAUAUCGAAAAAAAAGAAGCCAAAGAAUAUUAGUGUUGAUAGCUGGAUGGACCCGACUGAAGAGGAGGAUUACGAGUCUGUGGAAAAACAUGAAUCCAAAUUGCAGGAUUUUAGUGAUGUAUGUGUAAAAUUAAAUGCUUUAUCACUGACACCAGACUGGACAGCUAUUUUGGUUGAAGUAAUUAAGAAGAGAUUACAUAGCCAGAUAUGGAUAGAUAAAUGGGACGAAUCCAUGGUUACAAUACAGCUGAAAUGGCUUCAUGUAUUAAUUCUGCCUUGGAUUUCGUACGUAUUACCAAAAGUAGAAGAUAUAAAUGCAAACUGGAAUGACUUUUUACGGCAAAAGAUGAAGGCUGAGCAUAUCCUUUACGAGAACAUAUAUCAAACUAGAAUUCCUCACAUCUUUGACAUUAUAGAAGAUUAUCCUUCAACUUCUGAAGCCAUUCUUGAUUUUCAUAUUACUGCCACGAAAAGAGGAUUACUGGAAGACUUGAAAGAAAAAUUGAUCCAAGAAUUACAAAAAAGACUUUUACACCAAGGAGCCGCGGCCGGUAGAUUAUUAAAUCAUUACAGCAAUUGCACUCAAUGUCUAUGUAUCAUAGACCCUAGUUGCAAGACCAUGGUUCCGAUUAUUCAUUUGGUAGAAGACUAUGUCAAACAAUAUCGUAACGAUAUUAUAGAUGGCGCCGUUGAAUUAAUCAGAGGACAAGGCGAUGAUGCGUUUCAAAACUCGGAGAACGGAUAUGUGUAUGUAUUCAAACAAUCGGAAAUAAAUGACGAGGAAGCGCCCCGAACCGGCAUUGUUAUUGAAGAAGAUGAGACAGCUAUGCUUCGUAAACUACAAGUAAAAUCUAGAGAUCCCGUAGCGAUGAUAAUCAGUAUGUGCAAUCCUAUCCAAAAGUUUAUCGAAAGAUACGGUGAAAUUUUAGCCGAAGCUUUACUUCAACUCACGGAUUAUGACACGGAUAAAGAAGUUCAAAGAUUAGAACUAUUGAAGAAGAACUUUCCAGCCGACGCUUUUACAAAAUGUGAUGUCAUGUUGAGAGAUGUUGAUAUUAGUAGAAGAUUAGAUCGGCAGAUUCAUGAAAAUCCGGAAAUCGAUAGUACAUUUCAUACGGUAUUGUUGUCAAGGUUGUACUGGCCUGAUGCAGAUGAAGAAGAUAAUGAUGAUAGCGAGGAUGAUUUAAAUAAUUCAGGUCUACAGCUGUGGCCUAGAUAUGAAAGUACGCUUGAAAAAUACGAAGAAGAAUAUAAAAGCGCCAGGGCAUCAAGGAAAUUAAAGUACCUGCACAAUAAAGGAUCAGUGAUCUUGCAGCUUGAAUUUAAAACUAGAGUGGAGACAUUCAAGACUUCACCCGAGGCUGCUACAAUCAUAUCACUGUUUGAAACAAAAGAUAAUCAAUUUACCAAGGAUGAGAUAGUAGAAAAGGUUGGCUUGUCUAAACAAAAGGUGAUAGAAGCAUUGGAGUUUUGGACCGAGAAAAAUGUUAUUGAAUUAUUAGCAAAUGGAAACUUUGUGUUACUGGAGGAUUAAAAAUGAAACUUUGGCAUGUUAAUCAAAAGCUUUCCUUUUUAGUUACUUGUUUCUAUGACUUUACUUCAAUAAAUAAUUCAAGGCUUUUUUUUUU